Molecule: messenger RNA, 580 nt
Organism: Ostrinia furnacalis (Asian corn borer)
Lineage: Eukaryota; Metazoa; Arthropoda; Insecta; Lepidoptera; Crambidae
Exons: 3
Coding region: 31-393 (120 amino acids)
Molecular function (GO): protein binding
Source: RefSeq, a predicted model, not a curated record
UAUUCUUUUAAUAACACUUCAAAGUACAACAUGAAAUACUACUUGGUUCUUUCCAUCUUCCUGGCUCUAUCAGCCACGGCUGUCCAAGCGGUCGAAGAAGAAGAAUCUCACGGAGAACCGGUCGACGAUGCUGUGGUCGUCGAGCCAGAAAUAGAAGACGCAGUCAUCCGGGUCACCAUCGUCGACCCGGUUGCUGACGAGGCCCUCGUGGAGGAUACUGUGGACUGCUUGUACCAGAAACCGGACUGCGUCUGUCCGGAGGUCGAGGAGCCGGUCUGCGCGGCGAAUAACUGCACUUACGGGAAUGAUUGCAAACGUCUCUGCGCCGACGCAGAAUUCGCAUACGACGGUGCUUGCCAGGAGGUCAUUGACCAUGAGGAGGUUGAAGAAUGAAGUUGACCAGUACCUACACAAUCUAGCCUUUUUUAACUAUCUUACUUAGUGCAUAUGCUCCUAAAUAUUUUCUUUUGUUCUUUGAAUGAAGUUUAAUGAAGAUUAUCUUCAAAUAACGCCCGUAUUCACAAACAUUACUAUGAGGUCUCACAGGGCGCGUGAAUGCACAGGGUGACACACGAACCAA